GAGGUUCUCAGAAGAAUCGGUCCCUCCUACCCCUUCGCUCCCUCUUGCGUUCGUGUGCUCGGCCGACUAUUGCUCGCUGUCUCACUGUUCCCCGAGGCCGCGCAACGCUUCAGUCAUCCUGCCUUGCCAGGCUAGUCCCGCGCACUCGUAACUGUAAAAGAAGCCACGAUGCGGGCCAGUUGGUUGUGGGGCGCGGCGGUCAUCGUCUUGCUGGGAGUGGUCGUCCGUCUCCCGUCCUCCACAGCCUACGUCACCUCCUUCCCCGAUGAGCCAGACAUCGAUGGGAUAUUGACGACGGUGGGGAUUGCGGUGGCCAAGUUCCUAGCGGGACAGGUGCCAUACCCGUCCGUGUCCGCCCUGCUGCUGGCCAUCAUCCACGCCUGGGAGCCCAAGCCCGAGGACAAUUACUGGGAACACGUCAAGGACAACGUGGAGCAGGUGUGCGGGGAGUUUAUCAACGAGCAGAACUUGAAGCAGGUGGAGGUGUACAAGAAGGACCUGGUGAGCCUCCUGCAGAAGUAUGAGCGCGCCGAGGUGACCAGUGACGGCACCUAUCCUGACAAGAACACUGUUGCCGAUGCCAUCACCACCUCCAUCAUUACCAACCGCUUCCUGGUGGAGGCUGCCCUCAUGCCCUGGUCCAUGACCAUCCACUUCACGGACAUCGCCAGCGUACACAUCCUCAUUCUUAAGGACGCCGCAGACUCGUACACUGUGGAGGGCGGGGAUGUGUCGCGGUGGUGGGUGGACCUGGCGAAUCAGCUGAAACAUUACAUCGAGUACGGCGUGUAUCUGGAGAAGGAGACCAUGAAGUGGAGGAACACCCAGAUCGACUGCUUCUUCGAUAAGGCUGACGGAGGGUGCCUGGCCUUCGAGUGGAUGGGCCUCACUUGCUACGAUAAGUAUGUGAUCACUGACUACGUCCGGAAGUACACCGAGAGCUGCCUGCAACUGCAUCCGGACAGCGGCGCGGAGGGGUCAUGCAAAGCCUUCUGUGACCUGUACCAGAUUCAGGUGAACCGCGACGACGCCCGCUGGAUCCAUGAUUACCUGGGCAGCGUGGUGGGGGAGUGGGAGGCCCUCAAGCUGCGCGCUGACAGCAUGGCACAGCACGUCUCCAAGUACUACAACCCGUUCACGAAGGACAUGUGAGCGCCACGAGCCAAUAAUACCCGCACCAGGCCACCGAUGUCCACUAAGUAAGUUUCUGUGGGUGAUUAAAUGAUAAUAAAGUUUU
Scylla paramamosain (green mud crab) is the source of this 1237-nucleotide messenger RNA. RefSeq lists its product as uncharacterized. The coding region runs from base 169 to 1152 and encodes 327 amino acids. Lineage: Eukaryota; Metazoa; Arthropoda; Malacostraca; Decapoda; Portunidae. The transcript has 7 exons. The record is from RefSeq and is a predicted model, not a curated record. Gene Ontology annotation, molecular function: toxin activity.